CGCUCUCACACGCGCCGAACAAUCCGUCAACAUCGCACGCGCCUCUCUUUACGUUUUAUCUCCCCUCACAUUCUCUCUCUCGUCUCCUACUAUAAAACCUCGUGUUCCCUUCUUUCCAUUAUGCACCUCUAUCUCCCACUAAUUUCGAUAUUGCCACUGAGCAACAAAAAAUUUCACCGAACAAAAAAAAAAACGUAAUUGAUAUUCUAUGGCGGAGGAGAUGCUAACUCGGACCGACUCAGUCGAGUCCACCGGUAAAAAGCGAGUCAGGGACGAGUCGUACGACGCGGUUCUCGAAUCGCCGGAGGUUAAGAGGCUGAGAGAUGAUUUAUUCGAUGUUUUUGAUGACUCGGAUCCUGAACCGGUGAGUCAAGAUCUCGACUCGGUUAUGAAGAGUUUCGAGGACGAGUUGUCUUCGACCGUUACGACGUCGCGGAAUCCCGGCGAAACUCAGCCGGAUCUCGGUUACCUUCUAGAGGCUUCCGAUGAUGAGCUCGGUUUGCCACCGCCUCCACCUCCGCUGAUCUCUCCGAUUCCCGUCGCGAAGAAGAUGGAGACGACGGAGACGGUGGCGGAUUUGUUACGAGCGUCGUCGGAUUCGUCGGGAAUCGACGAGUUAUGGGGGUUCGAGGAUCACGUGUCGGAUUACGGCUCUUUAGAUUUCGGUUUCGGCGUCGGAGACGACGUCGCCGUCGAGGGGCUGUUUGAAUAUUCAGACGAUUGUUUUGAUUCCGGCGAUCUGUUCUCGUGGCGUUCGGAGUCUUUACCGGCGGAAUAAAACAAACUUUUUUUUUCUUAGGUAGGAAAUUAAGAAAACGAUGUCGUUUUGUUGUAAAGCGUAUGGGCUUCCCUGCGGUUUUUUACCGCUACCUUGCUGUGGUAGAUGGUGGUUAAUUUUCGAUGGAUUACUAAUUAUGAGGAUUAGGAGAGUUUAAAUAUUUUGUUAGUGGGUGUAAUUUUCUAGAUUAGUAUGUGCGAAGUCGUUUGUUCUUCCCUGAUCUUUAAUUAUUCUCUCUGAAUAGUUUUUGUUAAUGUGAAAAUGUUGGCAUGAAA
Raphanus sativus (radish) is the source of this 1053-nucleotide messenger RNA. RefSeq lists its product as uncharacterized. The record is from RefSeq and is a predicted model, not a curated record. The transcript has a single exon. Bases 209 to 778 code for a protein of 189 amino acids. Lineage: Eukaryota; Viridiplantae; Streptophyta; Magnoliopsida; Brassicales; Brassicaceae.